This is a messenger RNA of Misgurnus anguillicaudatus (oriental weatherfish), 3093 nucleotides long. The record is from RefSeq and is a predicted model, not a curated record. NCBI's taxonomy places the organism in Eukaryota, Metazoa, Chordata, Actinopteri, Cypriniformes, Cobitidae.
CGUUUUGGCCGGGAAAGUCCCGUAUUUUACCCUUCUUUCCCGGCGUCCUCCCGUAUUAGUAUUUUCCCGUAAAUCUCCCGUAUUUUAACUUGCGUUAUUAAAAAAGAAUAAUACCCAGAGUAAAAAAAAACAUUCCCAUCUGAGCUCUGUCAUAGCCUUGCGAUAACUGCCACCUGCAUACAGGUACUGUAGGUGGCAGUUGUCGCGAGAUUAGUGUUAAGUUCAGAUGAUGAGUGACAACGCGGGGGGUAAACAAACACAGAGACAACGCGGGGGGUAAACACAGACGGAUGAUGGACGCUAGUACGACAGAGACGGAAGGCACUCCUGCCAAAAAACAAAAACCCUCAUGUAAAUACCGCGAUCAGUGGGACAGCGAAUUCACUUUCCUGAAAAGGAGCAGGGUGGGGGACAGUCAUGCGUUUUGUAGAUUUUGUAUUUGCAACUUUAGCAUCUCACACGGGGGAAGGAAUGAUGUAUGUCAGCACGAGAAAUCCGCCAAGCACAAGCGCGGGAUAGAGGCACAAAAACAUUCACAGGCAAUGUCAGCAUUAGUGGCGAGAAAUGCCACCGAGGCAGACCAGGUCACACGUGCAGAGGUAAAAAUGGCAAUGCUAUGUGCCAAAAACAACAUUCCUUUCUCCUUCCACGACGACUUCAACAAGUGUGUAGCUGACAUGUUCCCGGACUCCGCUAUUGCAAGAAAAUAAUACGGGAAAUACUAAGGCUACUCAAAUCAUCAAAGGUGCCAUAGCAGCAGAACUAGAGGACGAGUUAGCUAAAACAUGCCGAUCUCAGCCCUUUUCACUGAUGUGCGACGAAUCAAACAACCGGAAAACAGACAAAGAAUUUGUCAUCUUGACUAGACUCUAUGAUGAGGCCACAUUGCAGGUCGCAACAAGAUUCCUGGAGAUGCCUAUAUGCAAUGUAGGAAAUGCAGAAAAUCUCUAUGACAAGCUUAAUGAAGCAUUAAGAAAAAGAGGCAUCCCAUGGGAUAACUUGAUUGCCUUUAAUUCUGAUAAUGCAAGUGUUAUGAAAGGGCGACAUAACUCUGUCAUCAGCCGACUGAAGACCAGCCAGCCCCAUGUCCAAGACCUUGGCUGCAUCUGCCACCUGGCACAGCUGGCCACUGGCUGUGGCAUCAGAGCAGCCAAGGUACCAGUGGAAGACAUCUUGGUGGGGAUAUACACCCACUUUGAUAAAAGUGCAAAAAGAUGUGAAGUCUACAAAGAGUUUGUAGACUUCACUGAUUCAGACCACCUGAAACUCCUCAGGUACUGCAGCACCAGAUGGCUGAGUCUGUUAACCUGCAUCCAGAGGGUGCUGAACCAGUGGGAUGCACUACAGGCCUACUUUAACAGUCAUGAAGAGGUGGAGAAGAGUGUUAAAGUGCGUGAUCUGGCAAGCCAUCUGCGUGAUCCAAUCAUGAAGACCUACUUACUGUUCUUGAGUGCUGCCCUUAAGCCUUUAUCUGACUUUAACAUUGCCUUCCAGUCAGAGGGAGUACAAAUUCACAGACUUGAGGAGGAGAUGUGCAGGCUGAUGAAGAGGAUCCUGGGCUACCUCAUUCCAGCCAGAGCAAUCGUGGGUGUACCUCUCAGGGAGGUGGAGUAUGGAGAGGGGCAUCAGUUGGCUGAUGAAGAUCUCUUUAUCGGAGCAGACACAAAGACAUUCAUGAAAAGCGCUGAGUUCCCUGUGUCAGCCGAAAAGAAAAUCUUUCAAACUGUGAGAAGCUUCUAUGAAGCUGUUCUUAAGAAGAUGUUUUCUUCCUUUCCCUUCGACAAUCCACUCCUGAGGGACCUGAAAGUGCUGGACCCUGCAGCUCGUCUUAACAUUACCCCAGGGACAGGUAGAUUAUAGAAACAGUUUCCAAUAGGCUUUAUGCCCAGCUCCACUACUUACCCUAGCAACCACCCUAGCAAUGGUCAGACACACCUGGAUUAAUCAGUUUGUCCAAUAAUGUUAGACACGGAAAAAAGGAGCUGGCUUAAAGCAACACCAAAGAGUUUUUUUUACCUUAAAAUAACGUUUCCAAAAAAGUUUCAGUGGUUCAUUCACUCAAAACAGGGUGAAUGGCACUUUCACAUUCGCUUUGCAGCCCUCUAUCGGCCAAAACCGCACUAAAGAAGUUUCCAACCGUUGGGUAGUGGUCCUGUAGUAUGAGUGAAAACUACAAAAACUUGCUUUACGGCAGACCUACAAUCCAACCAGAGCCAGCUAUGCUGCAGUAUUUACGACAGUGGUAAUGAACAAUUAUGCUUCUAACCUGUAGGGGGAGCAAAGAGCAAAAACUCUUUAUUGUUGAUUUAAGUUCAGGAAGUAGUGGAGCUUUGCAUAAAGCCUGUUGAUGUUAGGUAAGGCAUUUUUAUUUGUACAGCGCAUUUUUAGAAACACUUUGUUUUUAUCAUAACAACAUCUCUGGGCACAGUUCCCCAUUGAUAACCAAACAAAUAAUUGGCACAGUAUAACACUUGUUUAGAUCUGCAAUGUUCAGUCAAACACAUGUUUUACUUUACAGUGGAAAGGUUAAGGGCCCUGUUCCCUCAGUUGAGGCUGAAAGAGGAUAAGAUGAGAGAGGAAUUUACAGAUUAUCAGGUGACCGAUAGUAAGGAACUCCCCCAAGAAGACAGAAUCGACAGGUUUUGGGGCCUGUUAGGAAAGGACAUGAGGUUCAGUGAGCUGCCAAAACUCAUAAAGGCUUUAUUAUGCAUUCCCCAUAGCAAUGCAAGUUCAGAAAGGGUGUUUAGCAUGGUACGAAAGAUUGUUACAGAGAAUAGGAUGACGUUAGACAACAGAACUGUUUGCGCUCUACUCUCAUGUAAAAUUAACCACUCUGGCCCAGCGCACAAAUACACUCCUUCCAAAACAGUCCUAAAGAAUGCAAAGUCUGCAACACAUUUGUACAAUAGCUCACUGAAGGAGUAAAGAAAAGUUAUGUAAAAUGAAAAGAAAAACUGUAAAAGAAAAGCAAUAUGAAAUAAAAAAUAAAAUGUGUGGAAUGAAAAUAAAAUGUAAAUGUAAUGACAAGUUAAAUGUACAGAAAUAUGUCAAUAAGUCUUUAAAUAAAUGCUCUUCAUAUAUACCCUUUUGUGU